AUGGAUGAAAAUGUGAUUAUUGACGGAGAAGGUAUAUUUAGAAACGAACCAAAUAUUCCAUAUGAGGAUGAGGCUCAAAACAUCUUUCGUCUUGAAAAUGCUAAAAAUGGUGGCAUUAUGGCGUACGCUAUUCCUAAUUUAACUAAACUGCACACAGGGAUACGUAAGCCUACCAUUGAUGCCACCCAUUUUUCACUUAAACCACUGAUGUUUCAAAUGCUUCAAACAAACGGCCAGUACGCUGGUUUAUCUUCUGAAGAUCCUCAUUCUCAUCUGCGUUCUUUCAUGGAAAUCACAGACUCUUUUCUCAUCCCUGAUGUUUCAGACGAUGCUUUGAGACUAAAACUUUUUCCAUUUUCACUAAGGGAUCGAGGAAGAGCAUGGUACAAUUCUUUGCAACCAGACUCUGUGACUACAUGGAAUGAAAUGGCAGAAAAGUUUUUGAAAAAACAACUAGAUGAUGAAGCAGUUCCUGAUGCAUGGGAAAGGUAUAAAGAGCUGCUGAGAAAAUGCCCUCACCAUGGCAUUCUGUACUGCAUACAGCUAGAGACAUUUUACAACGGUUUAAAUAUCGUUGCUAGACAAAUGCUCAACGCUACUGCAGGCGGUGCUUUCACAGCUUGUACCUAUAAUGAAGGUUUUGACAUACUUGAAAAGAUUUCCAACAAUAACGGACAAUGGUCUGACCCACGUGCAAUGCCAUUGAAGAAAACAGCUGGAAUAAAUGAGGUAGAUGCUGUCUCGGCAUUAACAGCUCAGAUCAGUAAACUAAUUUCAAAUUUAACAUCUAGCCCACAUGUGCAAUCUGAUGCUAAUACCUUUAAUUCCAAUGUUCAAUCAGUGCAACGCGUGUAUUGUGGUGAAGGUCACGCUUUUGAGCAGUGUCCUGAAAAUCCGGAGCAUGUAAAUUAUGUCAACAAGACUGGACCAUUUUCACAGACUUAUAAUCCGGGAUGGCGAAAUCAUCCAAAUUUUUCGUGGCAUAGUCCAGCUCUUAAUCCGCCAAUGCAAAAGCCUCAAGGACAGUCCAAUUUUCAACAAGGACAGUCCAAUUUUCACUCACAAGCGCAUCAAGGCAAUCAUAAUAAUCAACAUGCUAAUUUUCAGAAUCAUCAGUCUUCUUUCCAAAGCAAGCCCAAACAACAAGCUGAUUCAUUUACUUCUUUGGAAGYAAUGAUGAAGGGUUUUAUAACCCAAACUCAAUCUUCAAUUAAACAUCUCGAAACUCAAAUGAGACAGAUGGCUUUGGAGAUUAGAAAAAGACCAGUAGGUUCUCUACCCAGUGAUACAGAGAUACCUCAGAGGGAAGGAAAGGUGUUAAGGUUGUUACUUUAA
Molecule: messenger RNA, 1335 nt
Organism: Cynara cardunculus var. scolymus (artichoke)
Lineage: Eukaryota; Viridiplantae; Streptophyta; Magnoliopsida; Asterales; Asteraceae
Exons: 2
Coding region: 1-1335 (444 amino acids)
Source: RefSeq, a predicted model, not a curated record